UAAACGAAGCUAUUCAUUCAAUCGAGAAUGGAGAACUGCAAAUUACCAAGAGAGCUGCUGAUCGAGAUUUUGGCAAGAUUGCCGGUAAAAUCUCUUAUGCGAUUUAAGUCUUUUUGUAAGUUCUUUUAUUCUUUAAUAAAAAGUGAUAAUCAUUUCCAACACAAGCACUAUGAAAUUAGUCGGGUGAGAAGAGAUUAUGUCAUUUUCCAGCGAGAGAUUGGGAUUAGGGAAUUUCCGUUACGUGACGAAGUAUUUGGUUUAGUUUGCAAAGAAUUGGAUUCUGAUGAGAUUGGAUGUGUAGACCUAGUCAUGCCAAAAUUAGGGAAGGUGAAGUGUAUUGAUGGUAUAUUAUGCCUAAUUGCCCAUAGGACUACUGAUGGAACUAGGAAUAUCUGGAUAUGGAAUCCAUCCACCCGGGAAAUUAAGGCAUUACCACCUGUCUCCGCACCUCACAAUUUCUUUUCAGACCAAAUGCGAGAAGUGGUUGGAUUUGGAUUUUGUAACAACAUGACUGGGAAGGUCAUCAUUUUUUGGAGUUCGUACGACGGAUGUGUAUGCAAGGUAAUGGUUUGCAACCAGGUUGAUAAUUUAUGGGGUUGGAGAGAAAUUAAUCAAUAUCCUCACUUUGAUUCUUUGUGGGCAACGUCUGAUUAUGAUAUUUAUUUGAAAGGAAAGUAUUAUUGGUAUCUUUGUGCAUACCCAGGUGAUGAGAUAAAGCAGUAUUUGCUUUGGUUUGACAUGAGUGCCGAGUCUUUUGGGACAAUUAGUUUGCCAUUUAAUCCACCAGAACAAUAUGGGAAUGGAGGGAAAGCUUUUAUUAGAUGCAUGGUUUCGGUUAUGAAUGACACUAUUGCUUUGAUUGGUUAUCGAGAGCAAAGAUCGGAGGUUUGGUUAAUGAUAGAAAAUGAUAGUGAUGUUAAUUGGCAUAAAUAUGCAUGCUUUGACAAUGGAAAUGAUUAUUGGCAGCCAAUGCAAAUUUGGAAUCAGGAUCGUCAUUUGCUCAUAUGUAGGACGGGUGCUGAAGAGGAUGAUCGUGAACCACACUUAGUUUCCAUUGAUUUGGUAACUGGAGAAAAAAAGAAGAGACUCAAUAAUAUUGAUACCUUUUCAGAGAAAUGUUUUCUAGCUUACAGUGAGAGUCUGAAAAUGUUUUAAGAAUGAAACACACAGUAAGUAGUAUUUGCAGGCAUUUCUACACUGCAAGUAUCUAUGGAUGUAAAGUUUAAUAGUAGCUUUCGUAGACUCUUAUAUGUACACCUUGCAUGCACUGCAUACAGAGAUGCUGAAAUUGAUGUUUCGACUUUCAUUCUCUCAAAUUCAUAGAAUUCCAUUGAUCUAAUGUAGUGUUAAAGUCCAUCAAAUCUAGAACAAAUUCAAUGCCUUGCUCAAAACUUCAUGACAGUACCUGGUUUUGGUGAAGAAGAUCCAAUUUUCAGUUCUUCAGGAAAAAAUAUAAUGUUCAUGUCAACUGCUUAUUGUGUAUUAGCAAACAAGUGAUCAUUUUCUUGAAUCUUGUGAUUGCAAGAGACAGCCCUUGCAUGCCAAUGGAAUCUCCUUUUCAACGUGUGGCUUUAUCUGUUGAUGUUCACAAGAUAAUCGGUUGGAUUUCAGAGCAUAAACUGUACUGACGAAGAAUUUCUGUCUUGAAACAGAAUCUUCUCAUAAUGAAUCCAUGUAUUGUGUCCCAGCACUGUUAGUUUGAUUAUAAUUGGCAUGAUUACUAUUAUAUCAAAA
Messenger RNA from Ipomoea triloba (trilobed morning glory), 1734 nucleotides. Its product is annotated as putative F-box/kelch-repeat protein At3g17570. The record is from RefSeq and is a predicted model, not a curated record. Gene Ontology annotation, molecular function: protein binding. The transcript has a single exon. NCBI's taxonomy places the organism in Eukaryota, Viridiplantae, Streptophyta, Magnoliopsida, Solanales, Convolvulaceae. Bases 28 to 1155 code for a protein of 375 amino acids.